ACUCGACGAACUGCAUUGAAAGCAUCGGCACCAUGGUGAAAAGAAAGGUUGCCGCGCUCGAGAAGGUCGAGGCCGACUUGGUCAACCUGCAGUACAAGAUUAGGAGAGAUCCGAGAUCGUACGCUCAGGAAUUCUAUGACCAGUGGCUCGCAUACGACGCGCAACGGCAGAUCUUCGUCUCCUCGCCAGCGACAGUUUCGAGCGAUGACACUAAGAAGUUCCACGACCUCGUCGACCUGGUAGCACACGUCGCCGACCUCUACCCCGAGGUCACCGCCCCGUUCGCCAACCACCUGAAGGAGCUUCUGAUCCAGCACCAUGCAACGCUGGACAAGGAGCUGCGCGAGAAGGUGGUGGGCAGCCUGGUGCUGCUACGGAGGAAGGAGGUGAUCGACUCAACUAGCCUGCUCACAACCCUAUUUCCGAUCCUCAUCUCGACGCCGAGCAAGACUCUGCGAUCGCUGCUCUACACCAAGAUCAUCAGUGACUUGAGAGAGUCAAACUCGAAGGCGACCAACCACCGGUUAAACAGGACUAUUCAGACCGUGCUGCACAACCUCGUCACCUCGGAUCGCACCUCGACCAAGGGCAUGUGGGCGACGCGGAUUACGCGCGAGCUGUGGCGGCGCCAGAUCUGGACCGACGCGAGACCCUGUGAUGUGAUGAAGGAGGCCUGUCUCAGUGACAACGAAAAGGUGGUAGUUGGCGGCGUGCGCUUCUUUCUGGGCGGUGACAAGGAGCGGGAGGAGAUGGAGGACGAGUCGAGCGACGAGGACAUUGACAUUAAGAAGGUCAAGCACCAGAGCACGAUCAACAAGAAGACAAAGAAGCGCCAAAAGGCGUACGAAAAGGCCGUCGAGAAGAUCAAGAGGCAAGAGCGCAGGAAACAUGCAGCGCACCCGCUGAAUUUCUCGGCGCUGCACCUUAUUCAUGAUCCUCAAGGGUUUGCGGAGAAGCUGUUCCAAAAACACCUGCAGAACACAAAGAACAGGUUCUCCCUCGACAACAAGCUCCUCAUCCUACAGCUAGUGACCCGCCUAGUCGGCCUGCACAAGCUCACCAUCAUCUCGCUCUACUCCUGGUUCGUCCGCUAUCUAACGCCAAAACAACUGAAUGUCACAUCAUUCCUUGCCUCUCUGGCACAGGCAACGCACAACCUCGUUCCUCCAGAUGUGAUCGAGCCUCUGGUGGUCAAGAUCGCCAACGAGUUCGUCUCAGAAGCAUCGGCAUCCGAGGUGGCAGCAGCGGGCAUCAACGCCAUCCGAGAAGUGGCGCUUCGACAACCGCUCUGCAUGACCGAGACCCUGCUGCAGGACUUGGUAAUGUAUCAAAGGAGCAAAGACAAGGGUGUCGUCAUGGCUGCGAAAGGCUUGCAGUCUCUCUACCGUGAGGUGUACCCUGAACUGCUGCAGAAGAAAUACCGGGGCAAGGAAGCCACGAUGGGGAUGCGUUCAGGCCAGGUGAAGCAGCUGAGAUUUGGUGAAGAGGAGGACGGGGGCAUUGAGGGUAUUGAGUUGCUUGAGAAGUACAAGGAGGAGCAAAGACAAAAGAAGCGUGAGGAGCAGGGACUGACGGCAGAUGGCGACGCUGAGAAGAAGGAAGAUGAGGAUGAAGACGAUGGCUUCAACUCGGAGGAUUGGGAGGUGGCGUCGACCGACAGCGAGUCAUCAGGCGGCUGGAUCGACGUCAGCAGCGAGUCCGACGACGACGAGCCGGCCAAGAAGCGCAGGCGGCAAGACGACUCGGAAGAAGCGCCCGAACUUGUUGACACCUCGAAGCAGGACGCUGCCACCGCAGAGUAUAACAGGAUAUCCAAGCUCGCCACAACCACCAUCCUCACGCCAGCCGACCUCGCCAAGCUGGAGGAGCUCCGACGCGAGGCCAAGAUCGACAAGGCGCUGGGCCGUCAGUCGAAGCGCAAGAAGGAGCUCAUCGAGAAGCACAUCGAGGACGGGCUCACGGCCGAGGACAUCGAGCUUCCCGCGCAGCUGGGCAAGAAGACGACGAAGGAGGAGCGUAUCGCGCGUGCCCGCGAGGGGAAGCCGGAGCGCGAGGAGCACAAGUCGACACAGGCGAUUCGCAAGGCCAAGAAGGAAGCCGAAGGCAAGAGCACGACCAACAAGGAAAAGGCACGCAAGAAGAACUUCCUGAUGACGAUUGGCAAGGCCAAGGCCAAGAACAAGCGGAGCUUGGUCGAGACGCGAAACGUGUUGAGAGGGCAUAUCUCGAGGAGCAAGAGUGGUGGGAGAAGAAAGAAUGGGUUGUAGUUCCGUAUGUUUGGGGACGGGGGCGGCAUUGUCAUACACUGGGGGUCACGAAAGCGCAUUGUUGACUACCUCUAUGAUUGUGUGGCAUGACCACAAAGGAGAUCUAUUGUUGAUUGACUGACUUCUGAGAGCACGAUACGGAACUACGACUGU
Chaetomium strumarium is the source of this 2420-nucleotide messenger RNA. Its product is annotated as SDA1-domain-containing protein. Bases 33 to 2267 code for a protein of 744 amino acids. The record is from RefSeq and is a predicted model, not a curated record. The transcript has 3 exons. Gene Ontology annotation, biological process: ribosomal large subunit export from nucleus; ribosomal large subunit biogenesis. Lineage: Eukaryota; Fungi; Ascomycota; Sordariomycetes; Sordariales; Chaetomiaceae. Gene Ontology annotation, cellular component: nucleolus.